Molecule: messenger RNA, 510 nt
Organism: Aethina tumida (small hive beetle)
Lineage: Eukaryota; Metazoa; Arthropoda; Insecta; Coleoptera; Nitidulidae
Gene: Sf3b5
Product: splicing factor 3B subunit 5
Exons: 2
Coding region: 139-396 (85 amino acids)
Biological process (GO): mRNA splicing, via spliceosome
Cellular component (GO): U2 snRNP; precatalytic spliceosome
Source: RefSeq, a predicted model, not a curated record
CUCUUAUUAAUAUGCAGAAGAAGAAGACCAAGACAUAACUUUUUGUACAGCAUUACUUACUUCAUCAAUAAACAAACCAUUAUAGAGUGCUAAAUAGUAAACAGCAGAGCAUCGCCCUACAGCGAACAAAAGAAAAUCAUGGGUGACCGGUAUAAUAUUCACAGUCAACUAGAGCAUUUACAGUCAAAGUACAUUGGAACUGGCCAUGCAGACACAACAAAAUACGAAUGGCUAGUAAAUCAACACAGGGACAGUUAUUCCAGCUAUUUAAGCCAUCCAGAUUUACUGAAUUACUUUGCUGUUUGUGAAAAUGAAGCUAAAGCUAGAGUGAGAUUUAACUUGAUGGAAAAGAUGCUACAGCCUUGUGGGCCACCACCAGAUAAGCCAGAGGACUAAAUAUAAAUAAGAGAUAUAUAAAUGUUUCACUUUAUAUAAUAUUUAUGUUUUUAUAUGUAAAUCAAUAGUCAAUCUUUAAAAAUAAAUAAAUACAAAGAUACAGACUACAAGAAA